AUCUCCUUCUUCAUCUAGGAGAAGAAGAAGGAGAGACGAGCCUUAAUUAUGGAGGUCACAGGCCAAGAACUUGUGGUGUGGAAGAAGGAUCAAGCCGGCCAAGUCAUGAAGGGCAAGCGCACCAAGCGUUCGAGGCUACCUUCUCCACUCAGGCUAUCCAUGGCUUCUUCUUCCUCCAGCGCCGGCAGAACCAGCACCGACGACAAUUCCGGUGGAUCAUCAUCAGUAGUAGAUAUGGCUACAACUUCAACUGAUCAAUUAAGGGUUAGCACAGAAGAAGAAGACAUGGCUAACUGUUUGAUCCUUCUGGCUCAAGGCCAUACCCGUGACGAGCCCUCUUCCCACCACAACAACAACAACGAUAAGGCUUCCUCCGGGCUAUACGUUUAUCAGUGCAAGACCUGUGAUCGAUGCUUCCCUUCGUUCCAAGCACUUGGCGGACACAGAGCCAGCCACAAGAAACCAAAGCCGAACAAUUCUGAAGAAAAGCUGCAAUCAGUUGCAUUUGCGAACGAAGAGGGUCAUGAUCCUUAUGACCCCACCGGCCCAAGCUUCGUCCUUUCCUUGCAGAUAUCAAAUAGGGCUUCGCACAGCAGCAAUAGUAACACUAAUAAGUCGAAAGUUCAUGAGUGUUCUAUAUGUGGGGCUGAAUUCACCUCUGGGCAGGCUUUGGGGGGUCAUAUGAGGCGCCACAGAACGUUGGUGAACAAUUCUGCGACGUGUACGACCAGCACCGGGAAUAAUAAUUCUCAGCUCCAGGAAGCCAACAAGCCCAAGAAUGUCUUGAAGUUGGAUUUGAAUCUUCCGGCACCAGAAGAUGAUCACAGAGAAUCCAAGUUACCUUUUCAAUCUAAAGAAAAUGUUCUUGUUUUCUCUGCAUCUUCUUUGGUGGAUUGCCAUUAUUGAAUUUCAUCUCUGUCUCUGUGAUUUAGUUAAUUAACCUCGCCAAGAGAGGAUCUAUUAUUGUCAUUACAUACCUUAUUAUCAUUUUUUAUUCGCUGAUCAACUUUGCAUACAGUUGUUGGUUCUUUCCAUUCUUUAAUGCUUAAUUGAUUUGAUUCCCAUA
This is a messenger RNA of Neltuma alba, 1066 nucleotides long. Its product is annotated as zinc finger protein ZAT5. The record is from RefSeq and is a predicted model, not a curated record. Bases 49 to 906 code for a protein of 285 amino acids. NCBI's taxonomy places the organism in Eukaryota, Viridiplantae, Streptophyta, Magnoliopsida, Fabales, Fabaceae. The transcript has 2 exons.